AUGUCCGUGGCAGUGGACUACGUGUUGAUGUGUCUGCUGCUGCACAGCCUGGCGCUCCUGACCUUGUGCCUCCAGCACUCUGCCAGCGCCUGCUCCAAACAUUGCUACUGCUCCGAGAGCGACAGCGGCGGCAAGACACUACGCUGCAGCAACCAGCGCCUGACCGAGAUCCCGCGGGACAUCCCCAACGACACCCGCAGGGUCUACCUGGACUUCAAUCUCCUAACUUCUGUCCCAGCCGACGCCUUUGCUGGUCUGUCGCACCUAGUGGAACUGGACCUCUCGCAUAACGACAUUAGCCAGCUACAGCCGGGUGCGUUCCGAGGCUUGAGUUCCUCGCUGCGGUUCCUGGAUCUUUCCGCUAACAAGCUUGUCCACUUCAACGCCGACUCCUUCGAGGGCCUCCGGGCUCGCGCCAACUUGACCGACAAUCCCUGGCAUUGUGACUGCAACCUGCAGAUGGCCAUGCCACGUGUGGACCUGGAGCCCGUGUCGCUGACCGGCAUUGUUUGUCAGACUUCCGAACCGGAAGAAACAGCUGUACGGGGACUGGCCUUCCUCUUGGAGCCGGACGUGGACUUGUGCGUGGUCAUGAAAAGGACUACAGACGUGGCCAUGCUGGUGGUCAUGUUUGGCUGGUUCACCAUGGUCAUCUCUUAUCUUGUCUACUACGUAAGGGCCAACCAGGAGGACGCCCGUAGACAUUUGGAGUAUCUCAAAUCCUUGCCCAGCAGGCAAGCUAAGUCGGAGGAGUCUUCCACCAUCAGUACUGUUGUUUAG
Nerophis lumbriciformis (worm pipefish) is the source of this 780-nucleotide messenger RNA. The record is from RefSeq and is a predicted model, not a curated record. Lineage: Eukaryota; Metazoa; Chordata; Actinopteri; Syngnathiformes; Syngnathidae.